Poeciliopsis prolifica (blackstripe livebearer) is the source of this 2205-nucleotide messenger RNA. RefSeq lists its product as uncharacterized. The record is from RefSeq and is a predicted model, not a curated record. The coding region runs from base 35 to 2152 and encodes 705 amino acids. NCBI's taxonomy places the organism in Eukaryota, Metazoa, Chordata, Actinopteri, Cyprinodontiformes, Poeciliidae. The transcript has 4 exons.
UUAAAGGCAGAACGACUCUGGAGGAAGGAAGGUGAUGAAGGUAGUGAAGGUGAUGAAGGUAGUGAAGGUGAUGAAGGUAGUGAAGGUGAUGAAGGUAGUGAAGGUGAUGAAGGUGGUGAAGGUGAUGAAGGUGAUGAAGGUAGUGAAGGUAGUGAAGGUGAUGAAGGUAGUGAAGGUGGUGAAGGUGGUGAAGGUAGUGAAGGUGAUGAAGGUAGUGAAGGUGAUGAAGGUGGUGAAGGUGGUGAAGGUAGUGAAGGUGGUGAAGGUAUUGAAGGUGAUGAAGGUGAUAAAGGUGGUGAAGGUAGUGAAGGUGAUGAAAGUGGUGAAGGUGAUGAAGGUGGUGAAGGUGAUGAAGGUAGUGAAGGUGAUGAAGGUGGUGAAGGUGAUGAAGGUGGUGAAGAUGAUGAAGGUGAUGAAGGUGGUGAAGGUAGUGAAGGUGGUGAAGGUGAUGAAGGUAGUGAAGGUGGUGGAGGUGAUGAAGAUGAUGAAGGUGAUGAAGGUAGUGAAGGUGAUGAAGGUAGUGAAGGUGAUGAAGGUAGUGAAGGUGGUGAAGGUGGUGAAGGUAGUGAAGGUGAUGAAGGUAGUGAAGGUGAUGAAGGUAGUGAAGGUGGUGAAGGUGAUGAAGGUGGUGAAGGUGAUGAAAGUGGUGAAGGUGAUGAAGGUGAUGAAGGUGGUGAAGGUGAUGAAGGUGAUGAAGGUGGUGAAGGUGAUGAAGGUGGUGAAGGUGAUGAAGGUAGUGAAGGUGAUGAAGGUGAUGAAGGUAGUGAAGGUGAUGAAGGUGGUGAAGGUAGUGAAGGUGAUGAAGAUGAUGAAGGUGGUGAAGGUGAUGAAGGUGGUGAAGGUAGUGAAGGUGGUGAAGGUAGUGAAGGUGGUGAAGGUGAUGAAGGUGGUGAAGGUGAUGAAGGUGGUGAAGGUGAUGAAGGUGGUGAAGGUAGUGAAGGUGAUGAAGGUGAUGAAGGUGAUGAAGGUAGUGAAGGUGGUGAAGAUGAUGAAGGUGAUGAAGAUGAUGAAGGUGAUGAAGAUGAUGAAGGUGAUGAAGGUGGUGAAGGUGAUGAAGGUAGUGAAGGUAGUCAAGAUGAUGAAGAUGAUGAAGGUGAUGAAGGUGAUGAAGAUGAUGAAGGUGGUGAAGGUGAUGAAGAUGAUGAAGGUGGUGGAGGUGAUGAAGAUGGUGAAGGUGAUGAAGGUAAUCAAGGUGGUGAAGGUGAUGAAGAUGAUGAAGAUGAUGAAGGUGGUGGAGGUGAUGAAGGUGGUGAAGGUGAUGAAGGUGGUGAAGGUUGUGAAGGUGAUGAAGGUGGUGGAGGUGGUGAAGGUAGUGAAGAUGAUGAAGGUGAUGAAGGUGAUGAAGGUGGUGAAGGUGAAGAAGGUGAUGAAGGUGAAGAAGGUGAUGAAGGUGAUGAAGGUGGUGAAGGUGAUGAAGGUGAUGAAGGUGAUGAAGGUGAAGAAGGUGAUGAAGGUGAUGAAGGUGGUGAAGGUGAUGAAGGUAGUGAAGGUGAAGAAGGUGAUGAAGGUGGUGAAGGUGAUGAAGGUGAUGAAGGUGAAGAAGGUGAUGAAGGUGAUGAAGGUAGUGAAGGUGAAGAAGGUGAUGAAGGUGAUGAAGGUAGUGAAGGUAGUGAAGGUGAUGAAGGUGGUGAAGGUGAUAAAGGUGGUGAAGGUGAUGAAGGUAGUGAAGGUAGUGAAGGUGAUGAAGGUAGUGAAGGUGAUGAAGGUGGUGAAGGUGAUAAAGGUGGUGAAGGUGAUGAAGGUAGUGAAGGUAGUGAAGGUGAUGAAGGUAGUGAAGGUGAUGAAGGUGGUGAAGGUGAUAAAGGUGGUGAAGGUGAUGAAGGUAGUGAAGGUAGUGAAGGUGAUGAAGGUAGUGAAGGUAGUGAAGGUGAUGAAGGUGAUGAAGGUGGUGAAGGUGAUGAAGGUGAUGAAGGUAGUGAAGGUAGUGAAGGUGAUGAAGGUGGUGAAGAUGAUGAAGGUGAUGAAGGUAGUGAAGGUGAUGAAGGUGGUGAAGGUGAUGAAGGUGGUGAAGGUGAUGAAGGUGGUGAAGGUGAUGAAGGUGAUGAAGGUGAUGAAGGUAGUGAAGGUGGUGAAGGUAGUGAAGAUGAUGAAGAUGAUGAAGGUGAAGAAGGUGAUGAAGGUGGUGAAGGUAGUGAAGAUGAUGAGGUGGUGAAGGUGAAGAAGGUGAAGAAGGUGAUGAAGGUGAUGAAGGUGAUGAAGGUGGUG